Messenger RNA from Emiliania huxleyi CCMP1516, 867 nucleotides. RefSeq lists its product as hypothetical. Gene Ontology annotation, molecular function: hydrolase activity, acting on carbon-nitrogen (but not peptide) bonds, in linear amides; hydrolase activity, acting on ester bonds. Lineage: Eukaryota; Haptophyta; Isochrysidales; Noelaerhabdaceae. The record is from RefSeq and is a predicted model, not a curated record. The annotation marks the transcript as partial. The transcript has a single exon.
CGCGUGGUUGUCUCGGGUGGCACUCACGGAAACGAGUACACCGGCGUAUGGGUCCUCCAACGCCUGCAGUUGCGCUCGGCGGAGCUCGCAGAGCAGCACCCUUCUAUCGCCAUCGAAACACUCUUCGCAAACCCACCGGCUCACGCUGCCAAUCGCCGCUUUAUCGACGACGAUCUCAAUCGCCAGUUUAGCGCGGCGACCCUUGCCGACACGACGGCAUCCAGCUUUGAGGCCGGGCGCGCCAAGGCAAUCGCAGCAGACAUGGGGCCAAAGGGCGCCGCCGCCGACGCGGCUGUGUGCAUCGACAUGCACACCACCACCGCCAACAUGGGCUGCACCGUUAUUGUGAGCUCGUACAGCACCCUCGCGCUUCGAGCCGCUGCGUUUGUGCACACGCACUGGGACGACGCCGACGAGGCAUCGCCGCCGCUGCCGCUGCGCGUGAUGGUUGAGGAGUGCAGCCAGUGCGAGGCGGCGCACCUCGCCAGCGUCGCGCGGCACGGCAUCGAGAUCGAGGUCGGGCCGACGCCGCAGAGCUUGCUGCGUGCGGACGUGGUCGCGUCCACAGAGCGCUGCCUCCGGCUGCUGCUGCGGUACCUCGAGCUGCACUACAGCGGCGCGGAGCCUGCCACGCCCGCCACGCUGCCCGUCUACGUCUCGCUGGGCAAGGUGCCCUUUGUGGACGGCGCCGACGCCGACGGCGCGCUCCCCGGGGCGGUGGUCGCCGCUUCGCUGCAGGACCGCGACUUCGCUCCGCUGCGGGCCGGCGAGGCGCUCUUCGAGGCGCUGGACGGCUCUCUCGUGCCUUACGACGGCUCGCUCGGCGAGGUCGUCCACCCCGUCUUCAUCAACGAGGCGGCCUACUAC